This is a messenger RNA of Colletotrichum graminicola M1.001, 1254 nucleotides long. RefSeq lists its product as uncharacterized. Bases 1 to 1254 code for a protein of 417 amino acids. The transcript has 6 exons. The record is from RefSeq and is a predicted model, not a curated record. Lineage: Eukaryota; Fungi; Ascomycota; Sordariomycetes; Glomerellales; Glomerellaceae.
AUGUACAUGCUGUACAAAGCAAUAACCAGAUCGACAAUACUGCCAUUCCCUACACUGCCGCCUGAUGCUGACACUUCCAAUAUUCCCGACACUGUGGAUAAUCAUAGCAUAGGUUCAGUCAUCGUGGCAUCCCUGGUACCAAUAACGAUCAUUUCUACACUGCCUGCCUUUGCGAGACUAUUUGUCAAGGGAUGGGUACAAAGACGGAUCCAAUACGACGACGGGAUUUUACUUUUGGCAGUGGCAUCGGGAUGGACAGCGACCGGUACCACGCUCAAGGCUGUCUCGCUGGGACAUGGCAAACAUGUCGCCCUUCUCACAGAUUCGCAAAAAGAGGAAGCAUUUCGGUGGCAAGUGAUGGCAUUUGCCUUUGGAAUUAUUGCCCUGGCGCUUCCGAAGGUUGCUAUAGUAGCCCUGGUUAAUCGACUUCUUCAACCAAACCGACUUCAUCGGUUUUUUCUCUGGAUAAUGGUGUUGUUGUGUGUCACUGGACUACUGGGAAAUGUGAUUGGGCUUUAUGCGGAAUGCCCGCAAGAGGCAGUGGUGCAAAUAACAUACACCAAGACGGCGUGUCUUGGCCCUGAAAGGGCGGUUGCGUAUUCCAUAUCCACCAGUGCCAUCUCAGCUGCCACGAACGGGUACCUUGCUAUUUACGCUGCAUUUGCCGUGCGGAGGCUAAAAGUAACUCGAAGAAAACGACUUGCGCUUGCAAUUUCCCUGGUUCUCGGUGUUUUAGCAUUACUUACAGCCAUUUUCAAAUGCACGAGACUGAAGUCUCUUGGCAGUCCUGAUUUCACCUAUGACUCCGCAGAUCUUAUCAUUUGGACAAGUCUCGAGGCCAAUGUCGUUAUUAUUGCGGCAUGCAUCCCGGCACUCCAACCCCUAGUCGAUCAUCACUUCCCGGACCAUUUGUCAACUCCAGCUUCGUCCCCGAGCGACACUGUUUCUCGAAUAUCAAGAGGAUCGCAAGGCAAAAGCUGGCAUGGAUUCAAUGAUCUGGAGGCGGGGAGGGGAUCUAGUCUUUCGACACAAGCACCCGAAAUGAUUAUGGUUGAAAGGGAGUUCAAAAUUGCGUACAGCAGGGCUAGCAGCAGUACGACCCCUUGCACGUCCGACUUUUCUAUGCCAAGCAUGCAGCCGGAAGAACGACUGCAGAUCAUCAAAGACUACGCCCCAGGCGGAUCAAUAACGACAACAGUGGUGGUGAAAUUUUCAACCCGCCCACCGAAUCACCCGGCGUUCCCCGCGAAUUAG